AUGCCUAUGCCGGGGUAUCGCUUCGUUCUUCCUGGCCUGGAGGACACUAUCCUUAGUGCUCCUUCUGGCCAACUUGCUGUUUAUCGGCUAGCUUUAGAUGCCGGGUUGCGAUUUCCAUUGCAUCCUUUCAUCAGCCGCCUUCUUCAUUACUAUAACAUAGGCCACAACCAACUUUCCCCAAAUUCUUGGCAGAAUAUUCUAACCUUUCUAGCCGUCUGCGAGCUAAAAGGUGUAGAUCCUUCCCUGGCCGCCUUCUCCCAAAUACACUGCAUUUCUAAGGUUCCCCGGACUAUGGACGGAGCCUGGUUCAGUGUGUGCAAUCGUCAGGGCUUCCUGACGUCUUGGGACAAAACGUCCAAGAUGCACGCCUGGAAGGCCGAAUUUUUGUUCGUCCAGGCGCCUAAUGAAGUCGUUGCUAGAUGGCUCCGGUACUUCAGCCGAGCUACUACCAAUACUGGACGAACAACAUCCUAUUUAGAGCUGGAGAGUACCUCAGCUGAAGAAAUGGAGUACUUCAGAAUAUCAGAGUAUUCCAUCAAUAACACUUCCUUUAAGGGUCCGUCCAAUUGGAUCCCCUUCAAAGAGAUGUUUUACAGUGAUAACUUCCUGGUUGCCGCCGGCUUGCGGCGGGCCGAGUAUAGAGAUUCGGCUAGAGCAAAGCUCAAGAAAUCUUGGACAGGAGAUAUGAGUUCGUCCAAAUUCGCAGACUCCCUCUGGAAGGAGUAUAGCAAAACCGGCUCUAAGAAGAGGACGGAUACCCUGAAAAAUGCCCCAACGUCCAGGGCGUUGGCGGAGAAAGCGGCUUCAAAGAAGAGGCCGGCCACGACCGGGGAAGCCCCCCCUAAAAAAUCCAAAGGCUUCACGGCCAAAAAGAAGAAGUCAUCUCGGCCGGCCUUGCCAAAGGUCGAGAUUCCUCCCAAAGCAGAGGAAGUCCUUCCGUCCUCCGAGGAGAGGGCCCUGGUUUCCUAUGCCGGCCCUGUUGAUUCAACUCUCCCCCUCGCUUCAAGUCAACCGGACGCGGUUGUCACUUUGGACGGGACCGAGGAGGCGAAGAAGUCUUCUACUCAGCCGGAUGCGGCUUUAGAUAGGACGACCUUCUCUGGGCCAGUGGCCAAGUUGGUGUCCCAAAUGCCGGCGGCUUAUAGAUCAGCUUCCCGAUUUUUUGGUGAGUCUAAUUAUUCUAACAGAGUUAGGACUUUGCGCGUCAGCGGGCGACCGAUGAGUUCGUCCAACAAACAAGCCGUAGUCAUACCCGUCCGGAAUAUUGACGAGUUUCCUCUAUCAGAUAAAGGAAAAGGGGUAGCUGAAGCAGCUCCUGAUGGGUCUCCCACACUUUCGGACGAUGAAUCAUCGGCCGCCUUCGCGAGGAUGACUUCGGCCGAUCGUGAGAAGCUUAAGCAGGAGCUUGUCAAAUGUUUCCCUGAGCCUUACAUCAAAGGUUUGAGGGGAGUUUCAUCAGGGCAUGUAGGCUACAUGUCUCAACUUGCUGUUGAGCUCUUUGCUCGCAGCAUGAUUACUGAAGACUGGGCUAGACUGCUUAUGAAGGAAAACAAGUAGCUCGUCCGGGAAGUUACCUUAGCAGUAGACCUGGCUCAGUUUUCUAUGGUCGAGCAGGAAGUGCUGCACCGUCAGUCCAAGGAGGUCUGGGAAAAAUGAUCGGCCGAAAUGGAGGCCUUGAAUCAAACUUACCUACUCCGGCUGACGGUGCUUCUAGACGAGAGGGCUACUCUAGAGCACUCUCUUAAGGACGAGAGAAACUCAACUCUGCUGGUGGCGGCGGAGCUUCGAAGAGAAAACCGCUAUCUUCGAGGCAAAAACCACGCAUUGGCAGAAGAGGCUAAGUUAUCUUUUGAGGCGGCCAAGGGGGCCCUGAGCGAGGUGAUCGACACUUCCAGAUCCUGGGCUGUGAAGGCCUUUGAGAUGCUGGCCGAGGAGGAUGAUAUCCCAGGAUUCGUCCGUCGGCAAGACUUCCAAGAAAGUCUUUACAAGGCCACUGUGGCCGGGGAGGAACUUCCAACCUUUCAGGAGUCUUCGGACGACGAAGAAGGAGAAGAAGAGGCCGACCCUGAAGCUCAAGACGAAGAUAACACUGAUCCUCCAGAGGCUUAGUCUUCCCGUCCCUUAGUCUUGGCCGUAGGCCUUUUGUACUU
This is a messenger RNA of Beta vulgaris subsp. vulgaris (sugar beet), 2150 nucleotides long. RefSeq lists its product as uncharacterized. NCBI's taxonomy places the organism in Eukaryota, Viridiplantae, Streptophyta, Magnoliopsida, Caryophyllales, Amaranthaceae. The transcript has 4 exons. Bases 1 to 1557 code for a protein of 518 amino acids. The record is from RefSeq and is a predicted model, not a curated record.